This is a messenger RNA of Lolium perenne, 1483 nucleotides long. NCBI's taxonomy places the organism in Eukaryota, Viridiplantae, Streptophyta, Magnoliopsida, Poales, Poaceae. The record is from RefSeq and is a predicted model, not a curated record.
CUCCUUCCCCUCUUCCUAUACAGAGACGUGCGUUCGCAUGGCACGUGUUCCCUCCGUCUCCCCCCUCCCUUCUUCCUCCUGCUAGCCCCCCUGAUCAACCUCCUCUAUCCCUCUCUAGAAUCCUAUCCUCUCUCUCUCUCUCUCUCUCUCUCUGCCCCUUCCGUUUCUAUCUCUCAUCCUCCAGAAUCUCCACCAUUAAUUAUCGUGAUCCCAUCUGCUUAAUUCUUGCGCGUGGAUCAGGAAGAUGGAUGUGGAAUACCAUGAGGAAUAUGUGAUGAAUCCCAGGGGGGUGCAGCUCUUCACGUGCGGAUGGCUGCCCGCUUCUCCCUCGCCCAAGGCGCUCGUCUUCCUUUGCCAUGGGUAUGGAAUGGAAUGCAGUGUCUUCAUGAAAGAAGUGGUCCUUUUCUUCCUAGUGUCAACUUCAGAAACUUCAGAUUCCAGACUGGCCCUGAUGAUGUAACUAACUACUUUCUCAUUCCUGCAUGUGGGGUCAAGUUGGCCGCGGCGGGGUUCGGUGUGUUUGGCAUCGACUACGAAGGCCAUGGCAAGUCCACGGGUGCCAGAUGCUACAUCCAGAAGUUCGACCACCUCGUCGCGGACUGCGACCGUUUCUUCAAGUCCAUCUGCGACAUGGAGGAGUACAGAAGGAAAAGCCGGUUCCUGUAUGGUGAGUCCAUGGGCGGCGCCGUUGCUCUGCUGCUGCACAGGAAGGACCCAACAUUUUGGGAUGGCGCCGUCCUCGCGGCCCCAAUGUGCAAGAUAUCAGAGAAGGUGAAACCGCAUCCGGUGGUGGUCACCCUCCUGACGCAGGUGGAGGAGCUCAUCCCGACGUGGAAGAUCGUCCCGACGAAAGACGUCAUUGACUCGGCAUUCAAGGAUCCUGUCAAGCGCGAAAAGAUCAGGAAGAACAAGCUCAUCUACCAGGACAAGCCACGGCUCAAGACAGCGCUGGAGCUGCUGAGAACCAGCAUGGAUGUCGAAGACAGCUUGUCGGAGGUGAAGAUGCCCUUCUUCAUCCUGCACGGCAAAGCCGACACGGUGACCGAUCCGGAGGUGAGCCAGGCAUUGUACGAGCGCGCCACCAGCGCAGACAAGACUAUCAAGCUUUAUCCAGGAAUGUGGCACGGCCUCACCGCCGGUGAGCCUGACGACAAUGUGGAGCUGGUCUUUGCUGACAUCGUCGCCUGGCUCAAGGAGCGCAGCCAGGAUGGUCGGGUAAGAGCUCCGUCAGAACCUGCAACUUACCAACAGGUGUCCUGUGAGUUCAGCAACAUUGACAGCAACAGCACUUUGAUACACGGCCAGCCUCAGGGUCGGCGGCGAGGCUGCUUCCCCUGUGGGCAAUGUAGAAUGUAAACAUUGAAAUAAUUCAUCCAGAGCUAUAUGUGUGGAAAAAAAGCAGCAGGUGAAAAGAUGUAAAUAGUGUGCUGCACGAAUGCUCAAUAAAUAAUCUGAAUAAAAUCUCGCGUUCUCAGCUGGAACA